This is a messenger RNA of Vicugna pacos (alpaca), 5647 nucleotides long. RefSeq names its product TIA1 cytotoxic granule associated RNA binding protein (gene TIA1). Gene Ontology annotation, molecular function: RNA binding. The record is from RefSeq and is a predicted model, not a curated record. Lineage: Eukaryota; Metazoa; Chordata; Mammalia; Artiodactyla; Camelidae.
UUAUGUAGAAGUAAUUUGAAAAUCUGUUGUGAAUUUUGGACAUUAAUUUUAACACCUGAAUGUAAUGUAUUGUAUCCACUUGAAUAAAUACAUUGUUUAGCAAUUAAUUCAAGCAGUUAACAGCCAAAGAUUGUUUUCCCACUGAUAUAUAAAUCUUUGGUCUUCAGUUCUCUUGAAAUUAUUUUUCAGUGAGCAUUAGCUUUUAAGAGACAAAUUGGCUAUUGUGCAUACUGUUUCUUGUAUGAGUGUCUUGCUAGCUUGGUCAUGAUCUUUAGUAAAGUUGUGCUCUCACUAAGGAAUUUAGACCCUUUGGCUCUUCUAUGAUACCAUGCAUUUUCUGUUAAUAUAUUUUAACAAAAAGAAACCUUAACAAUUUAACCCUAAAAGCAGUUAUUGAAUAUUAAUUCCCAGGUAUCUACCCUUUUGUUGUUGUUGCUGUUAACAAUAAUAAUAAUGCCUUUUAGUAUUUUGUGAAGCACUGUCUUGCUUGCAUUUUUUAUUAAUCAUACAGUUUAGGCCUUUUGUAAAUAGCUCAUAAAGGCAGAUUGAUCAUAAAAGAACUUUAAUGUUUUGAAAAGCAUGCCAUAUAAUAGAGUAAAAAUAAUACAUUGAUUACUACACUUUCUUAGAAGUAAUUGUUAUAUUUAGAAAAACAAAAAUUUGGGGGGUUACUGGUUGCUUUAUUAUUGUUGUUCCAGCUAGAAGCGUGAUAAAAAGGAACUGCUAGCUUUGUUUUGGUUUGAUGAACAGACCAGACCAACAGCAGAAAUGAGAUGAGAAGGAGACUGGAAAGUAAAUGCCGUAGUAUCGGUGUUGAAUUUUGAGAGUUUUCAUUGGAAGAGUUUAGAGUUCAUUGGUAGGAGGAUGAAAUGCAUAGUGAGCAAGGGAUGACUAUAAGUAAGGGGCUAACGUUAAAGGCAGUUGCACAAUUAGGGUGUUUAAAUGGACUCUACUUUUAGGUGAAAUUUUUCUUUGUGGGAACUGAUUAGGAGACUAAAGUUCUAAUUUCUUGAUUGUUCCUUUUAAUCUGUCUUAGGGUUUUGAUGAUGGUUAGCUUGCUUUUAAAUAUCUAGACUGGAAGGUCUUAACCUUUGGCCUUUCAAAGGCUCUGUAAAUCUCUGUGCAAAGUUCUGUGCUUGUUUUCAUUUUGGUGUGGAGUUUCCUGUAAGUUUUAUCCUAUUUUCAGAGUGGUCACUGUAUCAAAGGAUUAAAGAACUCUGAUCUAGAUCUUUGCUGCUUCUUCCUUAGGGAAUCCUUUCAGAAAUAAGUAAGAAUUAAAUAUAGUUCAAGGCUAACAUUUCCUGAAAUUUAACUUUAAGAAGAAAAAGCUUUUCUAACAUUUUAACAGAUUAGUUAGCUAUUUCAUUAAAUACUUUGAUUUUGAUUGAAGUAGCUUUUCUGAAAACAUGGGAAUUUUAGUUUGAGAUUAGAUAAAGAUUGUUUAAUAAUUGAUGAGUUUAAGUUAAGUGGCGUUUAAAUUUUAGUGAUUUCAUUACUUUUUAAUCAUGGAUCAGUAAUUUCUUUUUGUUGAAUAUGUUGGUGGUAUCAUAAUUAUAGUCUGUAGAUUUUUUUAUCGUCAACUAUAAUUAUUGAUUUAUGUGUUAUUUUCUUCCUUGGUAAGACCUGUAAGUUUUAUAAUUUUCAGUCAAGGUAAUGUAUAAUGUCUGAGCCUUAGGCUACGCAAGGAGUUAGUGUUUCUAAAUUUGAAAGAACCAUUUUCAAUUGGUAGCAUCUUUUCCUGAUUUUGUUGUUGGUGUUAAAGAAGAUAAGUUCAUAACUUUAUAUUUAAAGGUUCUCGUGAUAGUCAGAUAUUCUCUCGAAGAUCCUACAACAGUGCUUGGUUUAUAAAAAAUGUGUAGUAAAUGAUGGCCUAUUAAAAUAUUUGCUAUAAAAAUACAGUACUUUCUUUCCCUAAUUCAUACAGUUUAAACUCUUCCUGUUCCUUGAGUUUAGGGUAGUCUAACAAAUACUGGUAUAGAAGUGAAUCAGUUACAAAUUAAAUGCAUGUGUACCAUACAGAUCAUUUUAAUAAGUAUUUUUACAUAUUGAGAAGUGACUUGCAUUAGUUUUCCCCUUUCACCAUCACCUCUUUGUCAUUUUGACCCUAAACUUAGUAAUAUCACUCCUAAAUUGAUCAAAAUAUGCUUAUGUAUACUUUUAAUAUAAAAUUAUAUUGCAUGGCUUUCUGACUUGGGUUUUUGUUGUGAAAGUGCCUGUUUUGUUCAUGUGUCCUGAGAGAACAAGCAUUGUGACAUACCUGGCUAACUUAAAAGCAGAUUGCCUGUGAAGCACAAUUUGAGUCCAAUUUUUUGAGAGAUGCCCGAGUGGUAAAAGACAUGGCAACAGGAAAGUCUAAGGGAUAUGGCUUUGUCUCCUUUUUCAACAAAUGGGAUGCUGAAAACGCCAUUCAACAGAUGGGUGGCCAGUGGCUUGGUGGAAGACAAAUCAGAACUAACUGGGCAACCCGAAAGCCUCCAGCUCCAAAGAGUACAUAUGAGUCAAACACCAAACAGCUAUCAUAUGAUGAGGUCGUAAAUCAGUCUAGUCCAAGCAACUGUACUGUAUAUUGUGGAGGUGUCACUUCUGGGCUAACAGAACAACUGAUGCGUCAGACUUUUUCACCAUUUGGACAAAUAAUGGAAAUUCGAGUCUUUCCAGAUAAAGGAUAUUCAUUUGUUCGGUUCAAUUCCCAUGAAAGUGCAGCACAUGCGAUUGUUUCUGUUAACGGCACUACCAUUGAAGGCCAUGUUGUGAAAUGCUACUGGGGCAAAGAGACUCUUGAUAUGAUAAAUCCCGUGCAACAGCAGAAUCAAAUUGGCUAUCCACAAGCUUACGGCCAGUGGGGCCAGUGGUAUGGAAAUGCACAGCAAAUUGGCCAGUAUAUGCCUAAUGGUUGGCAAGUACCUGCCUAUGGAAUGUAUGGCCAGGCGUGGAAUCAGCAGGGAUUUAAUCAGACACAGUCUUCUGCACCGUGGAUGGGACCAAAUUAUGGAGUGCAGCCGCCUCCAGGGCAGAAUGGCAGCAUGAUGCCUAAUCAGCCUGCAGGGUAUCGAGUGGCAGGGUAUGAAACCCAGUGAAAAAGGACUCCAGAAUCUAAAGCCAGUGGCUUGAGGCUACAGGAAGUGUAGUAAAGCCGUUGUUUACUUAAAGAUUUAUCAAAUCAGUCAGUGCAAAUGUCAGAUACAAUGUAUUUAUUUAAAAGAUUCAUUUUUUAAUCAUGAAAUUACUUACCAUCCACAUUGUUUUAAAAAGAAACAAAAUGCUGGAUGUCUGCCAAUUUUUGCCUUCAUUACCUUUUUUGAUAAAGUUUCUCAGAUCCUUGUUUCAAAUACAAAUGCAGGGAUUGCUGCCACUUUUUUAAAAUUGAGGCAGAAAAUUGCACAAUGUUGAACUUUUUUCCACUGAAGUAGUGUGCAGUUCUAGUUUGCAUUCCUGAUGUGAUUUAAAACAUGUAAUAUAAAGAUGUUAGAAAAAAGAAAAACCAAAACUGUGCAGAGUCUAGAAGUUUUUUGUAAUCUUCAGCUUAUGCACAAUUCUGUUUUAGAGUUUUUUUGUUUUGUUUUGUUUUGUUUUGAAAAAGACAUUGUUUAAACUGUCCCAUCUCCACUGUUUUCCCUUUGGGGUUUUUUAAUAUAAAUUAUUAGUUUACAACAUUUUUGUAUCUACAUUUUUUCAUAAAUUUGUCUUGCCUUAUUAAAGUUCUGUAAAGUAUAACUGGGAAAAAUGAUGUUCAGUUAGGUUGAAAACUUUUCUCAGAUGGAUUGAUAAUUGCAUUCAUCUUGUGUUUUAUAUGAGAAGGUGCCUCAAGAAUUCCCUGUUGAAUUUGUUUAAAAGGGUUUUUAUCUUCUGUGAUAAACUUCACUGUGUACCAGGAAAUAUAAAAACAAAAACUUGUUACUAAAGAAAAUCUCUGAAAUGUGAUAAGUUCUUAUGAACCCAUGUUAAUUUCAUGUGUCAAGUUCUACAUUUACAUGUGUUAUUUCAUUAUGUAAAAUGUCUUAGCAAUUUAGUAUUUUGCACAGUUAGCAAACUUUGUCAUUUCCUCCUUAAAGGCAUCAUGCAGAGUUGACAGGAGAUUUAUAAAGUUUUGUUUGCAUGUGAAUAUCAAGUACACACUUUGGUAGUCUUUGAAUACAAAAUCAUCUGCUCUUGUUUUUCAAGAAUUUUGAGACACAAAGUUGUAUGUAAAUGAAUAUAUUAAUUUGCCAUUUUCUAGUUAUAUUUACUCAAAAAGAGUAAAUCAACUUAAUAUGUACAAAUGAUAGCUAUGAAACUGUAGAAUAUCCUUAUGUCAGGCUUGGGGUUCACUGUGAACUCCAAAGUGUGCCUGAAUGACCAGCCGGGCAAAACAUUUUUUUAAAUGUUCAGAGGCCAAAAGAUAAACAAAAAAACCCUUGAAAUCCUACCUCCUUAAACAGCCUUCAAAGAGGAGAGUCCUCAGUGCAAUCAUUACUUUGAUUCUUUUGGUACCUGUUUUCCUGGAGUUCCCAAUUUUAUUAUUUUGGGGUGGCUCCGAGCAUUAAGAGGUUUAAUCUUUGAUGGCAUUGUUCUAGUUUUGAAAUUUCUAGUACAUUUUGCAGUCUCUUAGAAGAGUUGUGGGAGAUUUUGUUUUGUUUUGUUUUCAGUGAAAGUCACAAACUCUCUGACUCACAAAGGGGAAGGGUCCUCAGUAUACAUAUUUGGAUGGCUGAUUGUUUUUUUAAGACCUUCCGAGAGCUCCUAGCAUUUUAUUUAGGAAUAGAAGGCCUGUGAAAUCUUAAGAGUUCCCUGGCCUGUAUCUUCCAGGUAGGAGCAAAUGACUCUAAGCUGGUCUUUAAGCCAAGACUCUUGUAAACCAGAGCCCAGGAAAGACAGUUCCUAAGUGUAUAAUUCUCUGGAGCUCAAUUCUAUGCAGUUGUACUGAUGUUUCAUUAAGUCACUGUGUAUUUUAAGUGUUAAUACAUUAAAAGUUGCUUUAUGGAAGAUGAGUAAAUUUUUUCAACACUUGGAAAUUUUAUUUCCUUGUUAACUUCUACAGAUCAGGGCAUGCAACCAAAAGCAUCUUAAAUGAAAUACUCAAAAAAAUAAAAUAACAGGAUGCUGUUUUUAGAUUCUUCUGGUUUAUGUUCCUAUUUUAGGACCCUCAUUAUUUUCCUCUUACUCAAAAAUAUCUUAUGUCCUAUACAUCUAUGGAUGGACUGCAGGAUAAAUUAUUUGGGCAUAAAUAAUCUAAGCAAAAGUAUAGUUUUUCUUUCAUUUUGACUGUUUUCAAGUAUUAACACUUUUUAUUAGCCAAUAUUUUCUUAUUGCACAAAUCUUAAAAUGUACAUGACUACUUUUUAAGAAGAAAGUAGUAUUACUCAAAGGUUUACUACUGAACAAAUUCACAUUUCAGGAACAUUGCCAACUUUGCUUUAAAUCUUAACUCUUAGUGUUAAAACAAAUCAUUUAAAAAUUUACAGUCUAAAAAUCAAACUGUCACUAGUUAUCAGGUAAGGAAAUUAAAGUUUUAAAAAUGAUUUCAUUCUCUGCAAGAUGCAUUCAGAUUUUACUUUAAAAUACAUCUGGUACUGUAAAGAACCCAGAGUGGUUCCUACUUAAUGGGUCACUAUCCAGUAUUCGUUGCCCUGACUAUUUGGAUAUUAAAGUUCCUUUAUGUUUUGUAUAA